This is a messenger RNA of Daphnia carinata, 2587 nucleotides long. RefSeq names its product poly(A) RNA polymerase GLD2-like. Gene Ontology annotation, cellular component: cytosol. Lineage: Eukaryota; Metazoa; Arthropoda; Branchiopoda; Diplostraca; Daphniidae. The coding region runs from base 153 to 1991 and encodes 612 amino acids. Gene Ontology annotation, molecular function: poly(A) RNA polymerase activity. The transcript has 9 exons. The record is from RefSeq and is a predicted model, not a curated record.
CUUUUUGAAGUAGGCUUUUUAACAAAGGAAAGGAAUGAGGGAAGACGUUUUCUCUUGAUCCUAGCACUCAAUCACGUAAUACCUGCCCAUUUCUUGCCCUAAGUUAUAUUUUGCCGCUGUUUACAGAAUCAGAAGGCGGUGUUAGAAAUCGGAUGCACCCUCUCCACUAUUACAUUGUUGCAGAUCCCUUCGGAAAAAUCAUGUUUCAGAGUGAAAAUCUUCAGCCAUUCUCCCCAUCCCUCAUGAGUUACAUGCCAAACUGCAAUGUGAGGUAUCCUCCUCAUCCAGCUCACAGGAAUCCUCAUGCAGGCAUGUACAGAUCCCUGUCACACCACCAACUCAACGAGAACCCACAGUGUAGCUCGUCGUCAUUCAACCAAAAGUAUCACACAGGAAUUUCAAACAAUGUUUGUCAGCGAGACCAGAGCCAGCCUAGCCCAUUAUUCUCUUGCAGGUCAAUCCCACAGUCAAAUGUUUGCACAACAAAAUAUGAAGAUGAAGUGUUUCAGAGCGGUGGUGAUGAACAUGAGAGGCGUCAUUGUGAGAAAUUUAACGAGUUGAAUCAUCCCUUGAUGGCAAUUGACUGUCGGAAAAAUACUGAGAUCAGAUCACUUUCUCCCACAGAUAGCGGAAUCUCUUCUCAGUCAUCAACACCAGGCCACUUUCAAAAGUACAGGCACUCGUGCCCAAAAAGCAGCCCACUUAGGGGUUCCUGUUUGAUUAGGGGAAGUAAUGGAGGAAGUGGCUGCAGCAGCAGUGUCGACAGUAACGAACCAAGGGGAACAAAACGGCACUACCAGAACAAUCGAACAAGUCGUAGCCCAAGUCCUCUUCUUAAUCCUUCAUCAGCAAAACCGAGCGGCGCGGAACCUGUGGCCUCCCGUCCCAAGCGCCGUUUCCAGGACUGCUGCGAAGGUUUGCCGCCCAUAGUUCCAUCAGCCUGCCUACUUAACAUUCAGCUACGUUCACACCGGCCCGACAGUUUGCUCAAUGGAAGCGAAUGGGAUAGGUUGUCUCACGCCAUUUGGUGCAAGUACACUAGCCACGAACAAACUCAAGAAACUCUUCGACGUAAGUUACGACUUCGAGAAAUGGUCCACCACUACAUCAGAAGCUACUAUUUGCACCAGUGUGGACUGUACAUUGUCGGAUCGAGUGUAUCAGGUUUUGGUGGAGAGAGCAGUGACAUGGACCUUUGUUUAGUUAUAUCAGGACACGAUGUCGAUCAGCGUUUCCAUGCUCUAGAGUAUCUCUACCGCGUCCAAAAAGCCCUCAAACAAUGUCGUUUUCUAACGAAAUUGGAUGUCAUCAGAGCCAAAGUCCCCAUCUUGAGAUUUUUCGACAGUAUUACUAAUCUCGAAGUUGAUCUCAACUUUAAUAACAUUGUCGGCAUCCGCAAUACUCACCUGCUCAAAACAUACGCACAAUUGGACUGGCGAGUGCGGCCGCUAGUGUUGGCUGUCAAGCUAUGGGCCAGACAGCACGACAUCAAUGAAGCUAAAUCGAUGACGAUGUCGAGUUACUCGUUAACGUUGAUGGUAAUUUAUUACCUUCAAGCCGGAGUCCAUGUACCUGUCCUACCUUGCCUGCAAAAGGUGCGAGCCGAGAGGUUCUGGCCAGAAGGAGAUAUUCGUAGACUGCAAACCUUCACAGAUGAUGAAUUGAAAGUACUCCGGUCCAAUAAUCACAUGACACUUGGUCAGCUGUUUGCCGGAUUUCUAGACUACUACGCACAUCAUUUCAACUACGGUGCGCACGCAAUGUCUAUAAGACUUGGUGGAACAAUUCCUUUGGAACAGUGUCGACAGUAUAUGUCUUCUAAAAAUGAUCCACAUCAUUGGAAGUACAUAUGCAUCGAAGAGCCAUUUGAUCGGACCAACACGGCUCGUUCUGUAUACGAUCCUGCGGCGUUCCAGAAAAUUGUCGAUGUAUUUCGUCAAUCGGCUGCUAAAAUUAGCCAGACCAAGGAUCUAUCGAGUGUCAUGACCUAAAUGCAGCAGCUGAUUCUUUAGCUAAGGAAGCCACCAUGCCGCAUGCGGCGCAGUAGAUUGCCGCCAAUGAUACAGGAAGAGGGGAAAAAUUUAAAAUAUUUUGCCUUCUUUAAAUUUUAAACUUGUUAUUUAGCGAUGUGUGGAAAAACAGGAGGAAAAAACGACUACUGAGCCACGGGGAAAAGAAAAUUCCGGGCUAGUUUGCCGGCCAUUUCUUUUUGCCAUUUGUCCUUUCGCCUUGCAAAGUCUUGUGCCAAUUUUUUUUUCUAAUCUUUGGGCGUAAAGUCAAGAUUUAUCCAAUGUUCUGUAUGUGUGCACUAUUUUGACCCGAGUUGCUUUUUUGCAUUUGUUUGAAACUAAUUGCUAGUAACCAUCUGGUCUCCAGCAAAGAAAUGCGUGCAAGCGCAAAGCAGAAGAGACGUUAAUUGGUUAGAUUGGACUAUGCAUUUACAUUGGAGUCAUAUACGAUUUGUUUAAUCUGUUCCCAUAUAUAAAGGCGCUGCUAUGGCUUUUUCGCCUGAAUGUUGUUUUCGGUUCAUGUUUUGGAAUUAUGUAUAAAUUUUCUUUUGGAAUACAAUUUGGCAAUCAAUCAAAAA